AUGGCUGAACUUACUUUGCAGAUCUUAAGCACUGAUUCUGUCAGUGGCUGUGUCAUCAGUGAGAUUUUCUUGGGAUAUACCGAUGCUGGUGCUAAAUUCGUGUUUGGUGAAAAAUAUACUGAUCACUUCUUUGCCUUCAAGGUGCUGCCUAUUAUUAUUUUCUUCAGUACAGUGAUGUCUGUGCUAUACCAUGUCGGAUUCAUGCAGUGGCUUAUUAAAAAGGUUGGAUGGAUCAUGCAAAUUACCUUACAGACAAGUCCAGUAGAAUCUUUAGUUGCAGCUGGCAAUAUAUUUGUGGGAAUGUCGGAGUCUCCUCUCAUGGUAAAACCAUAUCUGCCCUAUGUUACCAAGUCUGAACUCCAUGCUAUCAUGACAGCGGGAUUUGCCACCAUUGCUGGAAGUGUUUUAGGAGCAUAUAUUUCCUUUGGGGUUUCACCUUCCCAUUUAUUAACUGCUUCUGUGAUGUCUGCACCAGCAGCUUUAGCUAUUGCUAAACUCUUCUGGCCUGAGACUGAAAAUCCCCAGAUAAAUGCCCAAGAGGGUACAAAAAUGGAAAAAGGAGAAGCUAGGAACCUGUUGGAAGCUGCCAGCCAAGGUGCCAGUGCUGCCAUCCCCCUGGUAGCCAACAUUGCUGUGAAUCUGAUUGCCUUCCUUGCUUUAUUGGCCUUCUUUAACGCAGUCCUGUCUUGGCUGGGGAACAUGUUUGACUACCCACAACUGAGCUUUGAGAUAAUCUGUUCAUAUCUGUUUAUGCCAUUUUCUUUUAUGAUGGGAGUAGAUUGGGAAGACAGCUUUAUUGUUGGUGGGCUGCUUGGUUACAAGACUUUCUUCAAUGAAUUUGUGGCUUAUGAACACCUUGCAACCUUGAUUAAACUAAGAAAGAAGGGAGGAGAAAUGUACAUCAGUGGUGUGAAACAGUACCUGAGUAUACGAUCUGAAACAAUUGCCACUUACGCGCUUUGUGGAUUUGCAAAUUUUGGUUCGGUGGGCAUGAUACUUGGAGCACUAUCAUCCUUGGCUCCCACCAGGAAGAGAGAUAUCGCAGGGGCAGCCUUCAGGGCCAUGAUUGCUGGCACUGUGGCCUGCUUCAUGACAGCUUGUGUUGCAGGUAUAUUAUCUGAAAAUCCAUGUACAACAUUAUUACAAAGCAACUUCAAUGCAAAUGACAAUAGCACCGAAAUAGUUGCCUGCUGCUUAAACCUCUUUAACAGUGGCAACAGUUCUGCAGAGGUCUUCCCGAAGUCUAACAGCGGUUUAAGAGCCUUGCACCAAUGUUGUCAACUUCUGGGCCCAUCCAAGGUUAAUUGCAGCUUGGUCACUCCAUUAUCUUAAGCUGUUGAAUAGGAUUCAAAUUGAU
Molecule: messenger RNA, 1357 nt
Organism: Protobothrops mucrosquamatus (brown spotted pit viper)
Lineage: Eukaryota; Metazoa; Chordata; Lepidosauria; Squamata; Viperidae
Gene: SLC28A3
Product: solute carrier family 28 member 3
Exons: 12
Coding region: 1-1332 (443 amino acids)
Biological process (GO): pyrimidine nucleoside transport; purine nucleoside transmembrane transport
Cellular component (GO): membrane
Molecular function (GO): pyrimidine- and adenosine-specific:sodium symporter activity; purine-specific nucleoside:sodium symporter activity
Source: RefSeq, a predicted model, not a curated record